Messenger RNA from Homalodisca vitripennis (glassy-winged sharpshooter), 3002 nucleotides. Its product is annotated as aminopeptidase N-like. Gene Ontology annotation, biological process: peptide catabolic process; proteolysis. Bases 221 to 2950 code for a protein of 909 amino acids. The transcript is spliced from 18 exons. Lineage: Eukaryota; Metazoa; Arthropoda; Insecta; Hemiptera; Cicadellidae. Gene Ontology annotation, cellular component: cytoplasm. The record is from RefSeq and is a predicted model, not a curated record. Gene Ontology annotation, molecular function: zinc ion binding; metalloaminopeptidase activity; peptide binding.
AGACAUCACUAGUGUAACGUUUAUUCCCAUUAUGUACGAAUACUAUAAAACUAUACUGAUAUGCUGCCAAUCACGUUUGCAGUUUAAAACGAACUUACAGGAACAUAUUAACAAGGAUCUGUGAUACCUACAACAGAACUAACAGGAGUUACUAAUCUCCAAAGCUGGCCUCAAGAAAUAAUAUUUAUUACAACGGCCUAAAUAAUGAAAUAAAGUUGGCAUGCUCUGCAAGUUGGUGGUAGCAGUAACAUUUUUGCUGGUUUGGACAGCAGCUGCCGAACUUCCAGCGUAUAGGCUCCCCACAGAUGUCAUACCACAUCACUACAACCUCAUUCUCUCGACAGACCUGGACCGGUUUAUCUUCAAUGGUUCAGUGGAUAUCAAGAUUGAAUGUAAGAAAGCAACAGAUGUAAUCAAGAUCCACUCAAAGUCACUGAAGAUCGCUGAUAAGAGUGUAACAUUGAGGGGAAUUGCUGAUUACAGUUUGAUGACUGUCAGUGGUGUUACUUUGGACAUUGAUAAUGACUUCCUUAUUAUUCAGUUACAAGAACAACUGAUGCCUGGAUCACUCUACUUACUUCAGAUCAGGUUCCUAGGCAAUUUAACCGACAGUCUGGUGGGGUACUACAGGUCUGGCUAUGAGGACCAAGUCUCCAACACUACCAGGUGGCUGGCAGUUACACAGUUCGAGCCAACUGAUGCGCGCAGAGCUUUCCCCUGUUUUGAUGAGCCAGCCAUGAAAGCCAAGUUCCGCAUCAGUCUCGGACACAAAAACAGUUUACACUCUGUUUCCAACAUGUUUCUCACCAGUUCUGUAGAAGAUAAAGAAAGACCAGGCUGGGUGUGGGACCAGUACGAAGACAGUGUGCCAAUGUCAACUUACCUAAUAGCUUUCUUGGUUUCCGACUUUCAGUCCAAACAGACGCUUUCACACUCUAACAAUGUACUGUUUCGUGUCUGGGCCCGUAAAGAUGCAAUCGACCAGACUGAAUUUGCUCUCAACUGCACUCCAAAGAUCCUAUCUUUCUAUGAAGAUUUCUUCAAAAUAAAAUUUCCCAUAGUAAAGUUGGACAGUGCAGCUAUUCCAGACUUUUCUGCAGGAGCUAUGGAAAAUUGGGGUCUGGUUACUUACAGAGAGAGCUGUUUCCUGGUGGAUAAUAAAACAGCAGCAGUCAGAGACAAGUACAAUGUAGCCAACAUAAUAGCCCACGAACUGGCCCAUAUGUGGUUUGGUAACCUAGUUACAAUGAGAUGGUGGACAGAUCUGUGGCUCAAUGAAGGGUUUGCUACUUUUGUAGCAAGACUGGCUGUGCAGCGGGAAUUUCCAGAAUGGAACUCUUACAAUUUUGAAGUUUUAUUGAAUUUAUUAGAUAUUUUCCCCCUUGAUGCUUUGAAGUCAUCUCAUCCAGUUUCUGUUCCAAUUGGACACCCAAAUGAGAUCAACCAAAUUUUUGAUUCCAUAUCUUAUAGUAAAGGUGCUUUUCUGCUACAUAUGAUGAAUGGUUUUCUCGGUGACAAUGUUUUUCGCAAUGGAGUCAAUAUGUACUUGCAGCAGUUUUCAUAUGGGAACUCUGAGACUGAUGAUUUGUGGAACUGUCUGACGUUGGAGGCGGCCAAGACCAGAGUGCUACCUCCUGGCCAGACAGUGAAGAGCAUCAUGGAUUCUUGGACUCUACAGACUGGCUACCCACUUGUCACAGUGAAGAGAGAUCAUGGAAGAAUCACUGUGUCUCAGAAACGUUUUCUCACAAUUCAACACACGUCAGGAGAACAAUCCAAAGAGUGUUGGUGGAUACCACUGACUUUUUCCACUGCCAUUAAAAACAACUUCAACGAGACGCAAAGCACACAUUGGUUGAGUUGUGAUGUUCCUGAGCUGACCUUUGACACAGGAUCCCAAUCUUCGGAUUGGAUAAUAUUGAACAAUAAAGCUACUGGGCUGUACCGGGUGAACUAUGACCAUCACACCUGGUCUCUUCUAGCUAAAGUCCUUUGCAGUCCAAACUUUGCAGCAAUCCAUGAAUUAAACCGUGUACAGUUGGUGAUGGACUCCAUGUCUUUGGCAAAACUGGGUCUUCUGGAGUACCGUUUAGCGAUCAGACUUCUAAAAUACAUCCGCAAAGAGAGAGCCUACAACCCUUGGCGUGCGGCUUCCACUUGUCUUCGGGAACUGGAGGCUCUGCUGUGGCGCACUGAGAAGUUUGAUCAGUUCAAAAAGUUUGUCCAACAUCUGUUAUCAAGAACAUACAUGACUUUCAGUGAUAUGACUGCAGUGCCAGAAAAAUUUGAAGACAUUAAACUAAAAGAGAUGAUAGUGAAAUUGGCCUGUGACUAUCAAGUGGGUGACUGUAUCCAAAAGGCAGAUCAGUUGUUCAAAAAUUGGAUUUCCACUGGUGUCAAUACGAUUCCCCAGGAUUUGAGGAGUACUGUCUAUUGUGUGGGAGUGAGAAAUGGAGGUCAAAGAGCCUGGGAAUAUGUUUGGAGUCAGUACCUGAAUUCCAAUAUCGCCAGUGAAAAAGACUUAUUCCUACAAGCUUUGGCUUGUACAGAGAACAACAUUCUUUUAACAAGAUAUUUAGAACAAUCCAUCGAUGCUACUUCGGGUAUACGCAAACAAGAUGCUUCUUUUGUGUUUGUCAGCAUUGCGCAGACCACCAAACUGGGUUAUAUGCUUGCACAAGAAUUUCUAUUAAAGAACAUACAAAAAAUAUAUGACUAUGUGUCACCAAAUACUAGGUCACUUGGAAGGUACAUUUCUGUUUUGACUAAAAGAAUGGUUUUUCCUGAAGAAUUUGGAGAGAUGACGAAGUUUGUAUCACUUCAUGAAGUACUCCUAGAAAAGGCACAGAUGCAAAUAAACCAAUCCUUGGAAUUUGCAGAGAGCAAUCUUAAGUGGAUGGAAUCCUUCUACAACAAAAUCUCGAAGACUUUUGUUCUAAAAAGUCCUUAAAUUAAACUAUUUUACAUUAUAAAUGAUAUAAAAUAUAAACAUUUUUUCAAUA